AUGACCACGCAUCCUAUUCGUCACCCGUCUCGACAGUUCAAAAGACCGCAGCCGGCGCGUACACAGCCCUCACAGCCUCUGUCAAAGCGCGCUUAUUCCCGUAGAAGUAACGGUGCUUCCAAUGCUGUGCAUUACAAGGAGAUCGAGACUGAUCACGACAACGGUUCAAUGGCGGUGACCUUCCUGAACUACUGUACCUUCUGCGAGAAGCAAAUUAUAGUUCCUAGUAGCUUUAUGCUCUAUUGCUCGGAAAGUCGCAAGAAGAAGGACACUGAGCAGAGCCUUGUUUAUCCGUACGAUCAAUGUUUACCGAUGCUAAAGCCGUUACGCAACAGCUCCUUUGACAACCUCGCCUUCCGCGACAUCGUGCCCCAGCGCUUGCCAAGCCAUACAGGGUUAAAAUGUUCAGUUUACGCCUUUUCCGACACAUCGUCGGACCAUAAUAGAGGCGAUCGGUAUCAGCGGUUCGACCGUGAACCCUCAAAUCGCCUCUGUGAAUUCCAGCUAACAUCAACUUACCCACCUGAUACGGUACGAUCAUACCUACCCUGUUGCGGCCAUUUGUUAAUCUUGAGUUCCAGCUUUAGCGCCACCACUUCGCUGUCAUAUACUCCAGCCUCAUCCGCAAGCUGUUCACUUCCGCAUACAACCGCUCCUAAGCGACCUUUUUCUCUGAGGACUAAGUCGUCGCAUAGCUCAUCGUAUGGCACCAGGUCGGUAAACCUUGUCAAGCCUCUGACAGCUCCUCGGAUCUGCUGUCUUAUUCGCAUAAGUUGGUAA
Bipolaris sorokiniana ND90Pr is the source of this 780-nucleotide messenger RNA. RefSeq lists its product as uncharacterized. The record is from RefSeq and is a predicted model, not a curated record. Lineage: Eukaryota; Fungi; Ascomycota; Dothideomycetes; Pleosporales; Pleosporaceae. The transcript has 3 exons. The coding region runs from base 1 to 780 and encodes 259 amino acids.